This is a messenger RNA of Amaranthus tricolor (Joseph's coat), 540 nucleotides long. RefSeq lists its product as uncharacterized. The coding region runs from base 1 to 540 and encodes 179 amino acids. Lineage: Eukaryota; Viridiplantae; Streptophyta; Magnoliopsida; Caryophyllales; Amaranthaceae. The transcript has 3 exons. The record is from RefSeq and is a predicted model, not a curated record.
AUGAGUGACUCCGUGUGGGUCAGAUGGGUGCAUGGUAUUUACACAAAGGGUGGAAAUUGGAGGGACUUUAAUGUUCCAAUAACUUUAAGUUGGGCUUUUAAGAAAAUAUGCAAGAUUAAAGAUAGGCUUGAUCAAUGGGUGCAUAACGGAUCUUAUUCCAUUCAGGAAGUUUAUCAUGGGCUCUUAGGGGCUGGGCAACCAGUAAAUUGGGCGAGUUUUGUAUGGAAUAGAAGUUCUAUUCCUAAAGCUAGAUUUAUAUUAUGGCUAGCUGUGAAUGACAGAUUGAAGUCUAGGGACAAGUUGUUUGCAUUAGGGCUUAUCUCAACUGACGUUUGUCCAUUAUGUGGUUUGAUAUCAGAAUCUAAUACUCAUCUCUUCUUUGCUUGUAUCUAUAGCCUUCAAUGUCUUCGAGACAUUUUGACAUGUCUUACGUAUGAGGUUUGGAGUGCUCGGAAUGAUUCUAUUUGGAAUUUCAAAGUUCCUAAGAAAACAUUUGAAAAACUUGCUAUGAAACUGCAAGCGAGGGCAAAAGGACGAUAA